AUGCCACCGCCCCUUCUGAGACCUGUAGCAGCCGCUGCGAGAAAUCGCCUCCUCUGCCGCCAUCUUUCACAGGUUAAAUUCUCUCCUUCGUCUGAUCGGGCGGCCUUCCCCUUCCUGUUCAGAUGUGCCCCUGCCACAGCGGCGCCCUCGCGGCCCCGAUUGUUUCCAUGUGCCGGCACUCCGCGUGAAUACUCCUCUUCUUCCGCCGGCGUCUCUGCGGCUGCCGCAAGGGACAAGAGGUCGCAGAAGACUCUCGUAUAUCUCGUCGGCGUGGCCUGCGCCAUGGUGGGCGCAUCGUAUGCCGCCGUCCCACUAUACCGACGCUUCUGCCAGGCCACCGGAUAUGGUGGCACCGUCCAACGCCGCGAGGUAAGCCGGCGAAGUUCCGUCUAUGUUCCAUGUUCUCUUAAUUUCUUAUUCAAUCUGCGACAUGAUUGAACCCAUGGUUUUUGACAAGGAAUGACAGACCGUGGAGGAAAAGAUUGCGCGGCACUCCCAGGAUGGUGCGACGUCUUCAAGGUACUGUUUAGGGUCAACCGUUUCUUCGGUGAAUGAAUGGCUAACGAUAAUUGACUACGAUCGUUUCUUCUUUGCGUUUUCGUGAAUUUAGAAUCAUAAAUGCCCUGAAUAUCUUUAAACGCUCAAGAUCGAGUUUCUGUUUAUCAGUUACCCUGAAUUUUCAUGGUAUUCGCGCUUACUGUUCCUCCCUAUAUAGCUUUCGCCGGUGACAGAAGGUGAAAGAUUCCUGUACUAUUAUCAGACAUGAUCCCGGAGCCUUUACACAAUAGAUUGCAUGUCAAAGUGAAAAGCAUAGCCGCGUUGGACUCUUAUAUCGCGUGAGAGGCUACAGUUGACUGUGGAGUCUCCAUCGAAAGUGAAACCGCCCACCGAGUGAGAAGCUGUGAUUACUGAGGGAGUAUUGUUUUUAGGUGAAUAAAGGCAUGUUCCAUUAGUGUUUGUGGUCACGUGUAGUGAUUUAGUCGAAGAACUGAGCAGAUCAUGUGAGAUCUUCUUGAAGAUCGAGUGGAGAAAUGGCUGUGCCAUAAAGUUCAUGAGGAAUUCCACUGGUAAAUGGGGCUGUUUACCGAACCUCUGCUAUUUUUUGAGAUGAAACAGUUGAUCCUUUUAGGGCGACUUCUGGGAAAAUCACGCAAAUGCUAGAUAUUAUUCCCCCUUCUCAUCAGUAGUUUCCUGAGAGAAAGAUCAACACAUAUCUGAGCAUCGAACAUCAGAUUGAUGAGAAGUCCUUUUUGGGCACAUCUGUUGACCAUUGAGAAGCCUGUUGAAUCACAGUUCAGAUGGGUCUGAGUCAUGGUGUGAGAAAACUAACAUCAAGGAGACACUUGGAUGCCUUUGCUCUUAUUCCUUAUUGUGAAUUACGUUGAGGUUCUCCUCAGCAACUAACAGCUGCAAAGAACCAUCUGCUUUGGAGUGAAUUAAACAUUGUUUUACUGUUGCACUGAUUUUAUCUUUCUUGAUGUAUCUUCGUAUUAAUCAAGGGACUUCUGGUGUUCGAUCUUCGUUUGAUUCAAUUCUGUUGAAAUAUGGGUUCAUUUCCUGUUGUACUUUCAGGGAGCUUAUCGUUCAAUUCAAUGCCGACGUUGCAGAUGGGAUGCCAUGGAAAUUCAUCCCGACGCAAAGGGAGGUAUGUUCUUUGGGGGACGUUGCAACUCUGUCUAGUCCUUGUUCAUCAUUUUUUUGUGAUCAUGUGGUUGAUCCUUCUCUCCUCGUAGGUGAGAGUAAAGCCUGGAGAAAGCGCUCUUGCAUUUUAUACUGCUGAAAACCGGAGCUCAACCCCAAUAACUGGCGUCUCCACGUACAACGUCACACCCAUGAAGGUUCGAUACCCCUUUGGCUUCGAUUCAUCAUUAUUCAAAGUACAAGCGAAUCAUCAACUUAGCUCCAGCAGACAUUUCAAUAUUUUUCUUCCGCCAUUGGUGGUUGUCGCAUACUAUGCAUUUUGACAUUAAUUGCUCCAGGAGUAUACGAAUCUUAGGUCUUCUGGGUCAACAUUUGUUGACUUUCUUGUCCCCCACUCCUGUUUCUAUUCUACGGGAAUGGUCAUAUGGGCCCAAACUUGUCUACAUAGGGGCCCAAGUCAUAUGAUCAUACGGGAAUUGUUUCUUCACAACUUUUUCUUUGGAGAAAGGUAUUUAGAUCAAUCAAACUUUGGUGCUGAAAAAUCCGGUGAUCUAUAUACGUCAUUCAAAGCUUUACGCUUAGAUUUUUUUUUCCUGAUAUUUUUUAAAAUUAAAUGACAUGGUACAACUAUCUUUCCUGCUACGAGUCCGAAAGAACUGGGAUGAGGUUGGGGGGAGAAAAACGCUUUCAGAAUCUAGUCAUUUGGUGACCCACCAUGGAUUCCUUCUUUGUCCGCAAUCUCCUUUGACUUCUUUUUCAUUUGCAAUGCAAAACAGUUCGGUUAAGUUGUUGGCACCUUGUCUCAUGGUUUCCUUCUAUUUAAAGCGUAUCAGAAUAGUCAAUCCCUUUGACACCCUGCAGGCGGCGGUUUACUUCAACAAGAUUCAAUGCUUCUGCUUCGAAGAACAGCGUCUUCUCCCCGGUGAACAGAUCGACAUGCCUGUAAGGAGUUGGCCCGUCUCUCUCUCUCUCUCUCUCUCGAUUCUGCAACUGAUCCAGAUGAUUCACCGGCAUCUCCUGAGGCGAUCUGCAGGUGUUCUUCUACAUUGAUCCCGAGUUUGAGACCGACCCAAAGAUGGACGGUGUCAACAACUUGAUCUUAUCAUACACCUUCUUCAAGAUUGGUGAUGAGUAG
Messenger RNA from Spirodela intermedia, 2776 nucleotides. Lineage: Eukaryota; Viridiplantae; Streptophyta; Magnoliopsida; Alismatales; Araceae. The record is from the annotation of a GenBank genome assembly.